This is a messenger RNA of Notodromas monacha, 1644 nucleotides long. The record is from the annotation of a GenBank genome assembly. NCBI's taxonomy places the organism in Eukaryota, Metazoa, Arthropoda, Ostracoda, Podocopida, Cyprididae.
UGUUUUAUUUCAGAAAAUUUAGCGGGUUAUGGUUCUAUUGACUGGAUGGAAAUACGCUGCUUUUGUCGGUGGAAUUGUGACAUUCAUCGGUGUUACGAUUUAUCCGAUCAUUAUUGAUCCGUGGAUGGACGCCUCCAAGUAUAAGAAAAGAGCUUCGGAGAUCAGAGAAAAAGCUGGCAUAGUGCAAUCAGAAGUCCAACCUGGUAACAUGAAAGUGUGGAGUGAUCCUUUUGAUCGGAAGUAGAGAAGUGGUAUGCUUUAAGAAGCAUAGACUAGUAUAUUGUUAUGAAAAUUACGGACUCCGACGGUUUUACGGUCGUUGUACGCAAAAAAUCGUCUGCAUUGAAGCCCAGGAAAUAUCCCUGUUCAGCGUAUCGUCGUGUGGGCCCAUUCGAUUCUGAGCAAGCAAUCGUCGUUGAUCAGGAUUCCGUUGAGCAUUUAUUGAGGAAGAUCGAACUGCACAAGCAGGAUUUGGGUGAACUAGAAAAGACGGAUUCCGUUUUGGCCCGUGCUAUCAAGUGCAUUUCGUUGGCUCUCACGUCCGUUGGCGUCAAAGCCAGCGUCACAGCAUCCGACUUAUUAGAAAUUGAGGGCCGUUUUUCAGUGAAGAUAAUAGUGUACGGUAUUGGGAACUUCUCUUCGUCUCUCUCGUCAUUGAAACAAUUGGCGCUUGUGUGCCUACUGAAAGACUGUUUCAAGGAGUACUUUGUCGGGAUUGACUUCUUUGAGCCAGUUCUAUCACCUCUCGAGAGAGCUGUUCUGCGAGCUCUUGGUUCUGAAAGGAUUGAAACGAGAGAUUCACGUCUAGAGAUCGGAUUCAAGGAACCUGGAAACGAAACGUUGUUGUUUUUUAUGCCACAUUGCCCUCACGAACUGUAUGAGGAAGUCAUCCUAACUUGCCUUGAAAAAUCGCCUCGUAGGAUCGUCAUUUUCGGAAACGAUUUAGAAGGCUUGAAGUGCUCAUCGCCGUCCUCAUCGCGUCUUGUUGAAGACAUUUCUUCUUACCCGUUAUCCGUUCAUCCAAAGUCCAAGCAUUUUCUAUCAUUCAACAAUACCAGUGCGUACGGAUUAUCCCCAUGAUGUCUUCGAAUCUUAAACUUUUGCGAGGUCUCGUGAAGGAGCUGCGACAUCGAACGAGAACUGGAACCGCGAUUGAUUCACCGCUAAUACAUUUCGUCUUCAACCAAUUUCGAAAGUUCCAGGUGACCAGUGAGUUGGUGUGCCGACAAGCAAAGGAAGCGCAGUCGACUGGCGAAGCGUACUUCGUCUAUCUGGAGUCGUCUAGAAAACACGCCGAAUUGUUGAAGCACUACCAUGGUAGAGGAGAACGUUCGGUGGAAGAUACAGCAAAACUGGUUGGCUUUAAAUUGCCACAUGACUCCGAUUAGGCAAAUUGAAGUGUUCUCCGAUGCCGUUGGUACUCGGAAUUCAGCUUUCAUUUCCGGGGAAAAUGAGUCAGGAAUCAACACUUUGUCGCGAGUAGUAAUCUGUUCAUUCGAAGUUGGAAAUGAUAGUCUCGCCGUAUGAGGAUGACGGUGGAAGAGUGUGUGAUGUCAAAUUUCUCUGAAGAUUUUCAGAAGUGUUUCCGCGAUUUCAUGUCUGCGUGUUCCUUGCGCUGGGGAAAACUCUUGUUGAAAGCAGUCA